Messenger RNA from Agrilus planipennis (emerald ash borer), 683 nucleotides. RefSeq names its product thrombin inhibitor rhodniin-like. Lineage: Eukaryota; Metazoa; Arthropoda; Insecta; Coleoptera; Buprestidae. Gene Ontology annotation, molecular function: protein binding. The record is from RefSeq and is a predicted model, not a curated record. The transcript is spliced from 2 exons. Bases 82 to 531 code for a protein of 149 amino acids.
AUCAAAGGUAAUCCAUUAAAUUCGCUAGUAGCGAUUGUUAAAAUCAAUCAUAUAAGUAUUAUUGUUUAAAUUUAUUUCGAAAUGGAAUUUGUUUCUACAAUUUUGUGCAUCUCGGCGAUAUUUGCUGUGGUUUCGUCAUCUUCCCUUCCUGUUGAUGACGAUCCUUGCCUGUGUUCUCGAGAAUUUAAGCCAGUUUGUGGUACCGAUGGGAAGACGUACUCCAAUAGAUGUAUGCUCGAAUGUAGGAAAUUCAUGACGAAAGAUGAGACCCUCGAAGUGGCUAAAGAAGGACCUUGCGAACGCCAACAAAUUCUACUGCAAUUCAAGAUGAAGAUAAUUUCGUUGAUUUUUUGUAUCUUCGUUUUUCUCUGGUCCUUUGCGAGUGCCCAGGAGAAUUGCAUUUGCACUUUAGAAUACAAACCCCUUUGUGGAACCGAUAAUAACACAUACGACAACGAAUGCCUCUUCAAAUGUAACCAGAAAAGGAGCAAGAACCUAAGCAUUGCAAGAAGUGGACCUUGUGAUGGUUAAUUCUGAUCUAUUUGGAAAUCUGAUUUUUUUGUUGUAAUCUUUGUUAAAUGCUACUGUUAAUAUUUUGACGCCGUAAUACAUACACAUAUGAAUGUAUAAAUGCUUAUAAUGUACUAAUAACUAAUACAGUAAAUCACUAAUUUUGAUUAUUA